AAACUAAUAAACGCAUUUCUACAUAAUAAACGGCCCUCGAUAAUAACGUGCACGAUUUGCACGUGCUAUUUAAUGUGGUCAGUUUGACUAGCGAAAGACUUUUGGAGUGUCAAAGACCAGAUAUGAUGGUUCAGGGAGGUGAGACAAUGGACAGCGAGGAUACAAAUAGCGAGGUAGCAAGUCCCCUGAAGGCACCCGACAUGCUGGAUGAAAGUGCCAUCCAGCGUCAGAUGAACAUCGUAGUGUCCGGUGUUUCGUGCAGGCUACCUAGGUGUAGGAACAUGGCAGAGUUCAGAAAAAUGUUGCUUGAAAACCGCAAUAUUAACAUUGACAAAGACUGCGAAUUGGACAUUUCUCUGCUAAGCGUCAACCAUGAGAAAUUCAGUUUGCCAGAUCUGGACAAGUUCGAUGCAGGUUAUUUUGGUAUAUCCCCUGAGAAGGCACGGGUGAUGGAUCCCCAGCUUCGGCAGCUACUGGAGGUUGUCACAGAGGCCGUGGUGGAUGCAGGAGAGGACCCUUACAGUCUGCAGAAUGCGGGCGUAUACAUAGGGGUGGGGGACUGCCACGCCCAGUAUACCUGGAGUACCAACCCAGAUGUCCUGGACAGGAAUGUACCUGAAGUGUGCUCCAAACAUGCCCUCGCUAACACCAUCUCCAAGGUGUUCAACCUGUCAGGUCCCAGCUACACCUUGCAGGGUAGCGAUGCAGCUGGCAGUCUUGCACUUGACCGGGCAUACGAUAGCAUGCUAAGGGGCGAGAUAGAUUGCGCCAUUGUGGGAGGAGUCAGCAUAGACAGCCGGGCUCCACUUACAGACAAAGUUUCAUUAGAGUUUCUCUGUAGACCUUUUGAUGCCAAUGCGUCAGGGAUGUGCUAUAAGGAUGGGGUGGUUACUGUGUUCCUACAGAGACAACAGGGGGCCCGCAGGGUGUACGCAUCAGUGGUACACAGCAAGGCUCAAAUGCUGGCCGCAGAUGACGCAUGGCUGUCCUACCCUAAUGAGGUGAGUCAGGCACGUUUUCUGAGUGAUUUCUACGAGGAGGCAGGUGUGGACGUAGAAGACAUAGACUAUGUUGAGGCACAUGGGUGUGGCCUGCUGAGUGCAGAUAGAUCAGAGGUCGCCGCCCUGGCAACGGCUCUGUGCGGUGACAAGUCUGUACCACUUCAAAUUGGCUCUGUGAAGGCAAAUGUAGGGCACACAAUGGCUGCAUCAGGUCUAGUGUCUUUGCUGAAAGUUCUUGUGGCCAUGGAGACUGGGAUGAUUCCACCCACUGAAAACUUCCAGCGUAUCAAUCCCAGCAUUCCUGCACUGGUGGACGGUCGGGUGCAAGUUGUGAGUGGAAGCACGCGGCUUCAUGACGGCUACUGUGCGGUGAACUGCCUGGGACAGGGGGGAUACCAGUGUCACAUGGUCCUGUAUGGCAACGAGAAGACUCGGGCCCUAAAUUACAUGGCAUCCAGCGCCACCAGACUGUGCCUCCAUCAGGCUUCCACCGAACAAGGCUUGCAAUCAGCUCUCAAGUACAUGUGUGAGCACAGUGGAGAUGUAGAGCUGCACAGUCUGCAGGACAACAGUCAGCAGGCCAAGAACCAGUUUUCUCGCCGGUUCCCAUAUCGCGGUUACUGUCUUCUCAAUGCUACAAGCUCUAGCAUCAAGACGCAAGCGGCCCGUAUCAAUGCCCCGCCCUGCCCGGUGUGGUAUGUGUUCCCAGGGAUGGGCUGCCAGUGGGCUCGGAUGGGUCGGGACAUGAUGCAAUUUGGGCCGUUCCGUAUGAGCAUCCAUGAGAGUGGAGAGACUCUGCAACCCCUUGGCUUCCAUCUACACCGACUCAUCAUGGAGGGAGGGGACAACACUUAUGAUACACCCCUCAACUCAUUUGUAGCCAUUACAGCCAUCCAGCUGGGCCUAGUGAAGCUACUCAAUCUGAUGAAUGUGAAGCCAUCUGGCCUGAUAGGUCAUUCCUCUGGGGAGAUACUGUGUGCUUAUGUGGCUGGAUGUCUCACUGCAAGGGAGGCCAUUUUCACGGCAUACUGGUGUGGCAGAUGUAUCGAGCAGGCUGAUCUGCCCAAGGGGCGUAUGGCUGCUAUAGGUAUGACAUGGGAGGAUGCCAGGGCCACAUGCCCAGAGCAGGUACUUCCUGCCUGCCAUAAUGCCAUGGAAACAGUCACGGUAUCCGGCCCUGCUGCUAUGGUGGAGAGGUUUGUUAGUGGACUGUGUGAGAGGGGCGUGUUCACACGGGAGGUGAGAUGUGCAGGCGUGGCCUUCCACUCUCCCUGCAUGAAGAGUGUGGUCCCUCUACUGAGGAAACAUCUGGAACAGAUAAUCCCUGUGAGAGAGCGACCCAAGUACUGGAUAAGUACGUCAUUGCCAGAGUCUGACUGGGACACUCCGGGAGGGCAGACGUUUUCAGUGGAGUACAUCACCAACAACUUGACACAUCCAGUCUUGUUCCAAGAGGCACUAAAGAAGAUCCCUAGCAACGCAGUUGUCAUUGAAGUUGGCCCUCAUGAUUUGCUGCAGGCCAUUUUGAAGCGUUCCCUGGACUGUUCUCUGCAUGUGGGCUUGAUGAGAAGACAUCACAGAAACAAUGUCGACUUCUUUCUUGAGAAUUUGGGACAGUGUUACCUAAGCGGCCUUGACUUGAAUCCACUGGGAAUCUUCCCAUCCGUAGACUACCCGGUGUCCAGGGGAACGCCCAUGUUGUCGCCAUUGGUUACAUGGGACCACACCCAGUCCUGGGACAUGCCCAGUAGAUUGAACGAGCUGGUGAGGGGCCAUGGUCAAAUUCCUUGCACAACUUUUGAAAUGUUCAGCGGUAGGGAUGGACGAGAUGGCUAUCUGAGGGAUCAUGUCAUAGGUGAACGAACGCUGUUCCCAUUUUCUGGUCACCUUGUCCUGGCAUGGAAGUGUUUAGCCCGCUUUUAUGGGGAAUUGUUUGAGGACCUGUCAGUGAUGUUUGAAGAAGUCCAUCUCCAUCGACAAACGCUACUUAGCAACAAGGACUCACUGCAGUUCCGCGUGACGUUGAUCCCACUAAUAGGAGAGUUUGAGGUUAUAGAAGGUCAUGAUAUAGUGUGCAGUGGUAAGAUUAGACACCUGCAACACCCGACACCUGACACCCGCAAGGAAGUAGGGCCAAUGUCACCAUUGAAAAAAAUGGAAUUGCAGCUGACCUCUGAAGAAGUCUACUAUGAGUUGAGUUCACUGGGUCACAAUUAUGGGUCUGCCUUCAGGAUGAUAUUACAGGCAGAGAACACUGGUGAGUCGGGUGUGGUGCGAUGGACAGGAGACUGGUUGCUCUACCUGGAGGGCAUGCUGCAGAUGAAUAUCCUGUGUGGACCAAUCUGUCCCACCUCCCUCACUCAGGAUGGCCUGCCCUCAACCAAUCACAGCACAGUGGGUGUGGCACAGCUAUCAAUCAUCCCAUCAGUGCAUAAGGAUCAAACUGACAGUGGAUCUUGUAUGGUGUAUGUAGACAAAGGCUGUGCCACAGUGACUUCAGGAGGUAUCACCAUGCAAGGUGUGGUUACUAUGGCAACUGGGAGUGAGAAAUACCAGUCCACAAAGGGCAGCAGUGUGCCCACUAUUACUACCACAGCAGCCUCCCUGAAGAUAAGGGGCAGGCCCCCUACAGCUAGAUGGGAGAUGUCCUUAACUGGGGCUUCAAUCAACAGCCACCUUGUAGACAAUCCAGAUUAUAUCCUGUGUUACCCUCGCUAUGUGAGCAUCGGGUCACACCAUGUUUCCUGCCUGAGACAACUUGGUCAGUACAGUGUGGAGCCCACAUUGGAGUUCAGUGGGAUUGACAAGAAUGGAACACCAGUGAUGGGUCUUGUCCAAGAGCAGGGCAUCUGCAGUGAGGUGUAUGCCAGGAGGUGUCAGGUGUGGCCGAUACCAGAGGGCUGGAGUCUCCAGAGGGCCUGUGUCAUCCCAACGGCUUUCAGGCUCGCCUAUUAUGCACUAGUGGUCAGGGCUCAUGUUCACAAAAAUAAGUCAGUACUGAUAAUUGGAAGUGACAUGUACAGCCAGGCAGCUUUAGAUGUAGCCAUAGAUUGUGGGUCGCAGUGUUUUGCUGCUGCAGAAUCAGCAGAAAGAAUCAAAUGGCUUGAAAAUAAGUUUGAUACAGCCAGACUGAAAAUAGUCCUGAAAGAUAACAUCCACUCUGAAGUUUUGCGCCAAACAAAUGGAACAGGUGUGGAUAUUGUGUUCACAUGCUGUGACAUGCGUGAGGUACCUGGUCUGGGCAGCCUGCUGAAGAAUGGUGGAGUGUUCCUGCAAUGUGGAGCCCUGGAGCGUGGUCUGGAGGUAACUGUGGGGGUCGCCUCUCUACUGCAGCGCAACUGUCAGCUGUGUCACGUGUCCCUGCACAGGCUAGACCCAGAGGACGAGGUGGAGGUCUCCCGCUGUGUGGCAGACGGCAUAUCCAGCGGUGUGGUGACACAGCCCCAGGAGCCCCGCAUCUACCCAUCUGAGCAGGCAGUAAGGGCCAUCGGUCAUAAAGAGAAACAUCCACAAGAGAAUGUGGUUCUUAAGCUGGGUGGAGAAGUGACCGCAGGGCCCCUGGAGGUUCAAGCAGAGAAGAGGGUGCUGUUGUCACCUCACAAGGUGUACAUUCUGGUCAGGGGCCGCACACCACAGGGGUUGGCGCUGGCAUCAUGGCUCAUCAAUAGGGGAGCCAGAAAACUGAUCUUCACAGAAUGUGAAUACAUUGAGAGUGGUCUGGAGCAGAGGAAGUUUCGACAUUGGAAGCAGCAAGGUGUGACAGUGGCCGUGUCUGAACGUGAUGUUUGCCAGAUACAUGAUGCUCGAGAACUUAUCAACGACACUAAGAAGCUUGGCCCUCUUGGAGGAAUCUUCUAUCUAAUCUUGAUGUCUGAAGACCAGCAGGACCCUCCUGUUGUCGGUGCAGUCAACCUUGACCACUCAACUCAUGGCAUCAAGUCUCUAGACUGGUUUGUACUCGUGCAGAUUGGCGGGGAAGUGGACCAGCAACUCAUAAGCUUGAUGGAGAAGAGAAAGGCAGAGGCACUACCAGGCCGAAUUCUGCAUAUGGUUCCCUGCAGUGAGGGGCAGCAGAUUACCAGUGGGGAGCAGCAGAUAACAAGUGGGAACCAGCAGAUGACCAGUGGGGAACCGUGGAGACUGGACAGUGAUGAGUUGGAGAAGGCCCUCAUGUGUGACACCUCCAUCGUGGAUGUGUCUCAUGGGAUAUCAGGCCCCAGGAGGGAGAAGGACUGUGAAUCUGGGCCGUCUGAUGUUAUUACCAUGGUGGGCCGCUUGCUUGGCCUGGAAGAUUUGUCACGUGUGGACGGCUCCCUAUCACUGCUGGAACUGGGGGUGGAUAAAUAUGUUGCCUUGGAGAUGAAACAUCUGCUAGAGAAACAUGCAGCUCUGGUCUUCAAAACAGAUGAAAUUAGAAGGAUGACGGUGCAAGAGCUAUGUAACCUUAGGGACAGUUGGAGGCCAGUACCCAACCAGGAUCAACAGCAGUCGCAGCCAGAAGCACCAAAAGGUAUUUCUGUCCCCACAGUCGUUUCCUCAUCUGCCAUUCCCUUGACAACCAUGCAACAUGGCCCAGUCCUGGACUCUACACAGCUAAUUACCCAGCUGAACUGCAGCACCAGCUUGGGCACCAUCCCUGUGUAUAUCGCAUACAGUGAUGAGUGUGCAGAUGAGAUCAGCCAUCUGGCCAUGCAGCUGAAAUCUCCAGUAUACGGCAUCCAUCCAACCAGAGAUUGUCCCCUCAUGUCCCUACAGGCUCAUACUGGAUAUAUACUGCAGAAUAUUUGCCUGAACAAUAACUAUGAGCCAUUCAUUCUGAUUGGUCACAAGUUUGGGUGUCCAGUUGCCAUAGAGAUGACUCUGCAACUGCAAGCAGCUGACCUCCCCUUGGUCAAGCACCUGGUCUGUAUUGAGGGCUCCCAUGCCCAUGUGUCUGUGUCUGAGGAGGACAUGAUUGUGACGGGAGACAAGAAGACCGUCGGUGAAAUGGAAACUGAGGCAAUUAGGUCAUUCCUGGCUGUCAUGGGAGUAGAUGAAAUUUAUAACAAUAUUACAAUGGAUAGUCUAGAUGAUCUGAAUGAUGAAGCUCUUUUGGAGAAGAUUCAUGUAGCCAUUAGGACCUCCGAACUGAAGAGUGUUCAUAGAGUUGCCUCUCUUGAUCUCAAAGAGGAUCAACUCCAGGACAUGCUGUAUGCCUAUGUGCAGCAGUACCAAAACAUGUGUCUGUACCAACCUGACUCGGUCUCCAAGAUAGGUGUAACCCUGAUUAGGGGACGUCAGCCAACAGGAGCCAAAAUACUAAGGGACUACUCACUUUCUAAGGUAUAUGAGGAUGGAGUGUCUGUGCACAUCCUGAACACAGAGUGUGGGGGUCUGCUAGCCGGGGAGAUGUGCAGCGAGGUGGCCAGUACCAUCAAUGCCAUCAUUGACAAGGUCAAGGUCACAGUGUGACUCCAGGAUGUUAGGGCAUGGACAGCUGACAUAAACAUCCUUACGUGACUUUGACUAUUUGUUGCGUGAAAGCAUGGUGGCAGAUAUUGUGUUACUUAGCACUUAUUUAUAACAACUUUACAUGCUUCACCAUUUCAGUCAUCGUAAAUUUGUACUUUGCCUAGUCAAAAUAAUUCGUAAAAAAACUUAAUUAUCAUACACAAGUUCAUGUUAAUUUGGAAAUAGUUAAAUUUUCAUGUUGCAUGUGAUUUUGAUUGAUAUGUUUUUGGAAUAUUGAUGUUUACAUCGUCACUUUUAGAGUCUGGCUUUGAAGGUGGUGGGUCAUUUAGAUUUCUUCUGUAAUUCUGACCAUCCAAUUUUUAUGCUCCCCAUAUAUAUAUAUAUAUAUGGGUAGCAUAUCGUUGCCAGUUUGUACUUCCGUACUUCCUUCUGUCACACUUUUGUUACAGUUUCCCAUAGCGCCUUUAAUAUUUUACCGAUCUCUUAUAUAUUUGGCAUGUAGGUACCUUGCAUGGACCUCUACCUUUUGAUGAGGUUUGAGGUCACUGGGGUCAAGGUCACCAAGGCUAAUAAUAGAUUUUUCCGUCACAUUUUUGUUACAGUUUCUCAUAGCGCCUUCAAUAUUUAACCUAUGUCUUACAUAUUUGGCAUGUAGGUACUUUGCAAAGACCUCUACCUUUUGAUGAGGUUUGACAUUACUGGGGUCAAGGUCACCGAGGCUAAUAAUAGAUUUUCUGUCACACUUUUUUUUACAGUUCCUCAUAGCGCCUUCAAUAUUUUACCGAUCUCUUGCAUAUUUGGCAUGUAGGUACCUUGCAUGGACCUCUACCUUUUGAUGAGGUUUGAUGUCACUGGGGUCAAGGUCACCAAGGCUUUUAAUAGAUUUUAUCAAGGUCACACUUUGGUUACAGUUUCUCAUAGCGCCUUCAAUAUUUGACCGAUCUCUUAUAUAUUUGGCAUGUAGGUACCUUGCAUGGACCUCUACCUUUUGACGAGGUUUGAGGUCACUGGGGUCAAGGUCACUGAGGCUAAUAAUAGAUUUUCUCAAGGUCACGCUUUUUUUUCCACACAAUUAACCCAAAUAUUGACAAAGCAUUAUUGGGGAGCAUCCAUCAGUUUUACUGAUAUCCUUAUUUGUGUUGAUCAUAACUUAAAUCGUAUAAGUGUGACAGAGAUAUUAAAUUUUGCAAAUUUAUUAGCAAGUAUUUGUAGGUAUUUGAAAAAUACAUUGCCUAAUAGGGUGCCAAAUGGCUAGUUCCGUUUCAGUAUUUCAUAUUAGACACUCAAGCAGUUAUUUCUAUUACGGCAUUAAAUAUACAUUUCAUGCCAAAAUUUGUUUCAAUCAUUUACAUCAAUAAAACAAUAAAAAAUUACAAAUUAAAAAUAUGUGUGCAAGUCUAAGAAUUUCAAAGGUAACUCAGUAAAAUGGGGCCCAAAUGAAAUAAAAACAAUUAAAAGUGUAUUUGUGUAAUAUUCGUUUUUGUUGGUUCAUUGGUCUACAUUGAAUGUAGUUGCUGAUUUGAAGAAAACAACAAACCUGACUAUACCAUGUAGUCAAAUAUUGAAAAUGUCGUCACAAAUGCAUUGUUACAUCCCUAUGAUUGUGUGUCUCAGACCUUAAGUACUGUUUUCAUUCUGAGUUCUUGUACAUUGAUUUGUUCAUAAUCAUAAAACAUAUGAGCCAUUCUCAUUAAAAUAUCAGCUCUUGUUGCUAUAAAUACAGUUAAAGUAGGAAACAUUGCCACUACCUUCCAUCCUAUCAGCAUAACAUCUUGUCAAAUAAAACUGAACAGCA
Molecule: messenger RNA, 8247 nt
Organism: Dreissena polymorpha
Lineage: Eukaryota; Metazoa; Mollusca; Bivalvia; Myida; Dreissenidae
Product: fatty acid synthase-like
Exons: 33
Coding region: 123-6452 (2109 amino acids)
Biological process (GO): fatty acid biosynthetic process
Molecular function (GO): oxidoreductase activity; fatty acid synthase activity
Source: RefSeq, a predicted model, not a curated record